AUGAGUGACGCGGCACAUCACCGCUGGCGUAUUCUAGUGAGCUCUAAUCGAGGCUAUGCUCGUGAACAUUCGCACGUCCGUUCAUCAACAUUUAAAGUGGCGGUUCUUCUCUUAGGGCUAGCAGUGACAAUCUUGAACGUCAAAGUGUUUCCACAGUCAUUUCAUCAGUACUACUUCAUAUGUAUACUAACUUUCCAGCGAAGUUGCGUCCGCAAAGAUGCUCGCCAUCCUCGAGCGGUCCCACAUCAACUCGAGCCUGCGAGUCGUGUCGAGCGGCAAAGAUUCGAUGCAAUCGUCAGCUUCCUUCGUGCCAAGCCUGUAUCAGGCGUGGUAAAGAUGGUCUCUGUUCCUACCCAGCAAAUGUGCACCAGAGCCCAUCUUGCGAGCCGUGCCGUAUCGCCAAACAACGAUGCAGUAUUGAACCACGCACGUGCAAGGGCUUUCUUGGAGGAAUGUCCCAAGAGACUCGCAUUCGUAAAACAAGCCGCCGAAGCUUACAAGCGCCAUCGAUUGGGCUGGCAUCGUCAGAUCAAAACGAACAGGUCAGUAGCUCGAAGCAUGCGGCAACUUGAACUUGGCUGA
Penicillium angulare is the source of this 582-nucleotide messenger RNA. RefSeq lists its product as uncharacterized. Lineage: Eukaryota; Fungi; Ascomycota; Eurotiomycetes; Eurotiales; Aspergillaceae. The transcript has a single exon. The record is from RefSeq and is a predicted model, not a curated record. Bases 1 to 582 code for a protein of 193 amino acids.